Dimorphilus gyrociliatus is the source of this 2051-nucleotide messenger RNA. The record is from the annotation of a GenBank genome assembly. NCBI's taxonomy places the organism in Eukaryota, Metazoa, Annelida, Polychaeta, Dinophilidae.
AAAUGUUACCAAGUAUUUAUUCUCUAUAAAAAAAAGAUAAAGAAAAGAUGCAUAUAAUUCUAAGAUUUAUUAUUCUGACUAUUAAAUUCAUUGUCGAUUGGAUUGGAGACUUUCUUCUUAACUUUGGUGUUGUUUUAUGGCCCCUCUCCGAAGAUUCUUUAACUUCCGUCAUAUCUAAGGAAGCGAAAAUGGAGUAUGAAAGCCACAAAUAUCUUAGAGAUUCCUUCCAAAUGUUUUCUAAUAAUCUACCACUUAGAACUACUUUUCCCGCUACUGGUAGACUCUUUUCGAGAAUAUGGAUUAAAAGACUUUUAGAAUUGAGAGUCAGAAUCAAUAGAAGCCUAAAAGAAGAUCCCUCAAUCUACGACGUUCCACUCCGAAGACCAGUGUUUAUAAUUACAUUAGCUAGAACCGGUAGUACUUUUAUGCACUGUCUUAUGGCUCAGGAUCAUAGAUGGAGAUGUCCAGAAUUAUGGGAAUUGGAAGAUUGCUCACCGCCACCCGGUGAAAAAGACGAUAAGAAGAGAAUUUCUGAAAGUAAAUUAAAAUGGGAUCUAACUUCGGUAUUCAUGGGUUGGAAUGACGUGAAGAAUACUCAUAAUUUCAACGUUCGUACUCCCGAAGAUUUACUUUUCCUCUAUCAUUGCGAUUUUCGUUUUGUUCAAUCUGCAUUGGUGUUCAGUAGUUUGGAAAAAGACUUUACAAAUUAUAUAAGAAAUCCAAAAUGGAAUGAACAAGUUGAAUUUGACGAAAAUUUAAGAACUAGACUAAAAAUGAUUUGUAAAAAUAGCGAUAUGGAAAAUAGAAGGUUAUUAACCAUGAUCCACGCCAGUUCAGUUAACGUUCCAUCACUUCUAAAGGCUUUUCCCGAUGCUCAAAUUAUAACAAUACACAGGGAUUCUGUUAGUACAAUGAAAUCGGCUUGCGCCCUAAUUCAUUGUAAUAUUAAAGCCUGUCAUAGAGUAUUCGAUUCGGAUAAGAUUGGAGUUGGUAGACGCUUGCUUAAUUACAUGAAAUUAGAUACGCAAAAGCUAAUUAGUAUGAGAAAAGAUGAUAAUUUAAAAGCAGAAGGAUUUCAACGCUUCAUCGAUGUUCAUUUUAAAGAUUUGGUUAAAGAACCAAUAAAAACAAUGGAGAGCGUCUAUAAGCAGUUGGAUAUAAAAUUUGACGAAGAUGUUAAAAGGACCAUGUCGGCUUAUUUGGCGAGACAUAGGAAUUCAACAGCAAAAGCAAAGUAUACAUUGGAAGAAUACGGCCUCAGUGACAAUGUUGUAAAGAAUGCAUUUAAUGACUAUAAUAAUUUCUUCAGUGUAAAAGCAUAAAAUGACAUUUAAAGUAUGAUAAUUUACGAAUGAUUUAAUAAUUGUUAUAUUUAAAAUAUGAGAAAAACAACUUUCUGCAUUCUAAAAGCGAAUUCAAGAUUCAAGAUUAUUGAACAUCAUUUUUUUUCCUCAUCCACUUCUCAUGUCCCUCAUUCCCUUUUCGUGUAUAUUUAUGUGUUUGUCAUCUUAAUCAUUGAUUAAAUGAAUGAAUAAACUCACAAACAAGUGAAUAGUCAGUUAAAAACAAACGCUUUGUUUUUAUUUUCACUCAAAUAGAAUGUAACUAGCACAAAUAUCUUUACAGGUGUUUUACGUUCGUAGAAAGAGACUUACUGACGAUUGAAAUAAUGUUGAGAAUAGUGUUGAAAAAGCAAAUAGAAACAAUUUACUAAUUAAUGACAUUCUCAUUAAAAUUAACUAAACAUGAUUGAAUUUAAUGUAACAUUGCAAGUCAUCAUGGCGAAAUAUGCACAUGUUAUAUAUAUAUACUGUAAUUAUAUAUAGAAAGUAUACUAAAUAUAGAAAACACGCCACUCUCGGGCAAUACACCUUUGAUCGUGGUGAAUUUUUCGAAUUCACUUUUCUUCAAUUUGAAUUUAUUCAUAAAGUAUUUAAAUUAUACUUGAUUGUAAUAUUCAUUGCGAACAAAUUGUAUCUUAUGUUAUAUAACAGUAAAGCUUAUAGUAUAAAUUUUAAUAUAAUUAAUUAUUAUUUUGAAUAUUUUAAUUG